CGCGCGGGUGCGGGGAUGGCGGCGGGGAGGUUCGGUGCUGGCUCCUGGCAGCAAGCGGUGUCGCUGAGCAGGCGGUGCUGCUUGCAGGGUGGGAGGAGAGAGCGCUACCGGUGCUCUUCAAGUACUACAGCUCUUGGAAAAACCGUGAACGAUUCAGAAGUUACUUGCGAAGAAAUUGUGCUCCCACGAAAGAAAACCUGGGAUAAGCUAGCAGUUCUUCAAACUUUGGCUUCUACGGUAAACAGGGAUCCUACUGCUGCUCAUUAUAUGUUCCAGGAUGACCCUUUCCUUCUCCCAAAAAAUGCAACCAACGCUCGUCUGUUUUCGUUGUCAAAGGAGUCUGGGAGAAAUGCUGCAAAAUACAUCAUUCAGCAUUUUCCUCAAUAUUUUGACAAGACGUUUGCAGAGCCCAACGUACCGUGCUUGAUGCCUGAGCUUCUUAAACCUCAGAUUGAAGGAGUGAGUGAGGAAGCUCUAAAAGAGCGUAUCCACCUCAGAAAGGUGAAAGAUUCUGUGGACCUGUUUGAUCAGCUCGUACAAGCAGGUACUCCUGUAUCUCUGGAGACCACAAACAGCCUUUUGGAUUUGUUAUGCUUCUACGGAGAUGAAGAAUCAACUCCAGAAAAAAAGGAAGAAGAAAAAGAGGAUUUGGAGGAACCAGAGGCAAAUGCAUCAGAGAAGGCUCCAAAGAGACAAUUCCAAAGAGGUUCACUGUUACCUGGCUCCAGAUGGAGGGAGAACAACAAUGCUGAAAGGAUAUUUAAGAUAAUGCCAGAGAGGAAUGCACACUCCUAUUGCACAAUGAUCCGUGGAAUGGUGAAGCAUGGGGCUUCUGCUAAAGCUUAUGACAUGUACAUGGACUUGCUGAAUGAAAGACACAAGGCUGAUGUGCACACCUUCAACGCACUGAUUACAGCAGUCCCAUAUCUAAAGGAGAAGUUCUUAGAAAGAUGGGAAUUAGCCAAGGUCUUCCUGAAUCACAUGGUUCAACAGGAAGUGCAACCAAACCUGCUAACUUUUAAUGCUUUACUGAAGACUCUGAGAAGAUGUGGUGGUGUAGGCAGAAGUGUGUCUUCAUCGGUAAUAAAGGAAAUGGAAGCACUUGAUAUAGAGCCUAGCCUUGCAACGUAUGAACAUCUCAUCUCUAUAUUUUAUAGAGGCGCUGAUGUUUACCCAUCAGGCAUCUUUUCUGAGAUACUGGAUCAUGUUGAAAAUAGGAGCUUCACUCCCCAGGACCCUCAUGACGCCAACUUUUUUGCCAGUGCUAUGCAAGUGUGCUGUGAUCUUAAGGAUAUCAAGCUUGCCUAUCGGUUAAAUAAGACAAUAGAGAAAGGAGACAACUGGAAAUUCUUGGACGUGGAUCGGUUAAAUGCCUACUGGUCAAAAUUCUUUUCAUUGUUGUGUAUGAUGGAACAAAUUGAUGUUGUGUUGAAAUGGUACAAAGAAAUGUCCCUUUCGGUCUUCUAUCCAACUCCUAAAAAUAUACUGGACCUCCUUCAAGCACUGGAUGCAGCCAACCAGUUGGAAGCGAUCCCUUCAGUCUGGGAAGAUAUGAAACAGCUGGGCUUUAAUAGGAGACGAGACCUGGUGGAAGAGCUCUUGUCUUUGAUGAGCAGGGAGAAGCACCCUGAAGAGAUUCAAGCGUCAUUUGCUACGUGUGCUGAAGACAUCAAAGCAUCCCAUGAGCAAACCGGGAGGGAGCAGGCCUCGUUGGAAUGGACAGGCAGUGCAUUGGGCCACGUCGCUCUGUUGUUUUCCAGGGCAGGAAGAACUCAGGAUGCUUGGAACAUGAUGGAGCGUUUCAAGCAAAUCAAUAGGAUUCCCACUGACCAGGUGAUGGAUGAGUUCUUGACCUGUGCUAAACAAACCAAUUGCCCAGAUGAGGCAAUUAAACUGGUGAAGCUUGCAGUGUCCCUUGGUCUCCCUUCGUCUCAAAGGCUUAAAAGCAGAACGGAGAAGGAGUUUGAGCUCUCUGAAAAGCAGAAGGAGACAUUGGAGAGUAUUAAGUCAGACAGUGACAGCAGCGACAGUGACGGCGACUAGCUGUCUCUCUUGCCUUCCUGUGGGGAAAAUUGGGAGCAGCUGCUGCCUUGGCGCCAGGAGAGAUGUGGAACUACUGAAAGGACAGCUUCUGGGAGGUGCUGCAGCACUGCCAAGUGCUCCAGAGCAUUCUGAUACAGGACCUGGUUGGCAACAGGACAUUGUCCUCACUGGAGUGAACCCCGAGCUGUUCUGUUGAAACUUCUUGGUAACUUCAAACUCGGUGUUGGCUACAGCAGCCACGCCUUUCCACACCAGUACUUGCCUGAGCCGUCCCUUCUGGGCUGCUUAAACAGCUUGGCAGAGGUGCUGGAGGGCUGCAGCGUGCGCAGAGCUGCUUGCCGGAGGCUGCUCAGCAGAUACAACACCUUGACAACUUGUGCAAAAGACUUCUCUUGGACCUUCUCCAGCAUAAACCUGUGCCAGAUUUAAUUAACUUCCAGCCAACUUGAAUGAACUACUUUAAGUUUACAAUGUUUGUAAACACAGCAAGUAAUGCUGUACUUGUCACCUGUGGUAUCGUUCCUCAUCCUUUUGGUGUUCAGGGACAGGUAUUGGACUGUAGAUGUUCAAAAGCUACAUCUUGGCUUUUGUACAGCUGGAGGCUGUCUAAUAAAUGGCUGACUGUAAACACUGCUGUGUUCUGAUAACCCCUGAGCAAAGCCUGUUGAUUACGAAGCGCUGCUGUGGCUCUCAAAGAGUAAGUGAAGCUCCCACAGAACACAAAUAAAGCUAUCGAGGUGGCAGGUAAGACAGAUGACUGUGCUGUUUUCUACCUUGCAGUUAACUGGCCCUCACCAUCACGCUGCUGCUCUCAGCUUGUAGAGGCAGCUUGAAUGGUAUUUUGAUGUAGUUACCUUGAGCAAGCACUGCAGACCUUGUUCCUG
Cuculus canorus (common cuckoo) is the source of this 2927-nucleotide messenger RNA. RefSeq names its product pentatricopeptide repeat domain 3 (gene PTCD3). Gene Ontology annotation, cellular component: mitochondrion. The transcript is spliced from 24 exons. Lineage: Eukaryota; Metazoa; Chordata; Aves; Cuculiformes; Cuculidae. The coding region runs from base 16 to 2043 and encodes 675 amino acids. The record is from RefSeq and is a predicted model, not a curated record. Gene Ontology annotation, biological process: mitochondrial translation. Gene Ontology annotation, molecular function: ribosomal small subunit binding; protein binding; rRNA binding.